GCUAUGCAGCCCAUCGUUCGAAAGCCGUUUCAGCCAGCGAUUCUAGAUCGUUCGCCCAUCUUCGGUGCCUCAAGUGCAGUGCUUUUACGCACAUGUUUCAGGCUUGGCGAGGCACUGAACGUCGGUAGCCAAGCAGUGCGGAGCGGCAAGAGUGUUGUCAUCGAACUUUAUGCCCGCGUCACCAGCUCGAGACGGGAUGGCAGGAAGCAGUACUUCGUUUUGAAGGACUUGUACCAUGAUAGGCCUCCCUUCUGCGACGCAACGUUCGAGCUUUGGGAUCAGUCGUACCUAUGGGACCUGGAUAGCAGACCAUUCCUCAGCGCUUCGGAAAACAGCAGCAUUACCUGCCGCGCAAUUGGCAAGAUGAAGCGCGAAGCACAGAAAUGGAGACUGGAUAUUGUGAGCAUCUGGGCAGCCGACGCUUCUGACGUAGGAUUUGCGGCUGGAGUUUCGACUGAUGAUGUGCACAAUGAGCUCUAA
Pseudocercospora fijiensis CIRAD86 is the source of this 480-nucleotide messenger RNA. RefSeq lists its product as uncharacterized. The annotation marks the transcript as partial. Lineage: Eukaryota; Fungi; Ascomycota; Dothideomycetes; Mycosphaerellales; Mycosphaerellaceae. The record is from RefSeq and is a predicted model, not a curated record. The transcript has a single exon.